AUAAGAGUUUAAAGUUUAAACUCUAAACUUAUACUUUUGGUCGAUCAAAGUCUCCAAGUUCAGUUCUGGAUUGUACAAUUGAGUUUUCGGACAACACUUGAGUGAAGUAUAAUGCGAAAUCUUCAUAAAGAAUAUUUGUGUUAUUAGACUCCUCUCUCAGUUAAGUAGCCAAUUUGAAAUCAACCACAAAAUGGCUUUAAGGGCCGCAACCGCUCGCUUACAGUUGAGAUCGCUAAUGACUGGAGCACACAUUCCGCGUGGAAACCAGCCUAUAAUGAAUCGUAUGAAGCACUUUGACAAUAAGCAACCACCAAUUGGCAAACAAUAUCAACAAAAUGGCAAUAGUAUACUACGUACAAUUCGUAAUGGAAUUGCUAUCGGCGUCGCAAUUGGAGUCGGAUAUUAUUAUUUUAUGGGUUUCGAACGUAAACUGCCCGGUUCAAUAGUGAACACCCCUACGCAAACGACAAUAAUACAGGACAUACCCGAUAUCAAAGUCACACGUGAAGUGCGGUAUAAUGAUGAUCAGAAAGCAGAUUUAAUUUUAUUUCAAUACCCUACUUGCCCGUUUUGUUGCAAGGUUCGAGCAUUUUUAGACUAUUUCAAAGUAUCGUACGAUAUAGUCGAAGUCGAUCCAAUGUUGAAACAACAAAUUAGCUGGUCGACUUAUAAAAAAGUUCCAAUUCUGCUAGUUAAGUUGAACGACGGAUAUAUACCACUUACAGAUAGUACAAUGAUAAUAUCGGCAAUGGCUACGUAUUUAAAAAACAAAACCGUCAGCAUCGAAGAGGUCGCAAAUUAUUAUCCAUCGGUUUCGUUCAUAGAUGCCGAUGGCAAGAGAAAAACCGAUAUUAUGAACAAAUAUUUCAUAAUGAAUAUCAAUGAAAACAUGAAAGCCGAGCAGCUUGAAAUUGACAAUGAAAGAAAAUGGAGACAAUGGUCGGACGAAGUUUUAGUACACGUGUUGUCACCAAAUGCUUACCGUACACUGUCCGAAGCAAUAGAUUCAUUUAAAUGGUUUUCCAUAGCCGGUCAAUGGGAAAAAAACUUCCCAGUUUGGGAAACUACGUUUAUGAUUUAUGGAGGCGCGUUCAUGAUGUGGAUGAUUAGCAAAGGGUUGAAAAAAAAAUAUAAAUUAAAAGACGAAGUACGUCAAUCGUUAUACGACGAAUGCAAUGUAUGGGUGAAAGAAAUUAGGAAAAAAGGAGACAAAUUUAUGGGCGGCGAAUCACCAAAUUUGGCAGAUUUAGCGGUUUACGGAGUCUUAUCGAGUAUUGAAGGCUGUGCAGCUUUUAGUGAUGCCUGUCAAAAUACCGAUAUAAAAAUUUGGUACGGUAAUAUGAAAACCGCUCUUCAGUAAUGUCGUCGUUCCUAUUGUGUUAUCGCGUGUGUGUAAGAAAUAAACAACUAUAUGUUAUAGUGUAAAAAUGUAUUUUUUAAAUCUAGUGUUGUUUUUGUUGUACUUAUUUUGGAUUAAAUGUCAAUUGUUAAGUAAGGAACCGUGGUUUUGAAAGCCAGAUAUUUUAACUUGUUAAAACUGUAUUAAUAAUUUGUUCCAUUUAAGAGGACGUCAUACCGCCAAUUUUAAACGGAAAAAUAAACUCACUACCAAAAGA
Molecule: messenger RNA, 1616 nt
Organism: Adelges cooleyi (spruce gall adelgid)
Lineage: Eukaryota; Metazoa; Arthropoda; Insecta; Hemiptera; Adelgidae
Gene: Su(P)
Product: prostaglandin E synthase 2
Exons: 5
Coding region: 191-1360 (389 amino acids)
Cellular component (GO): mitochondrion
Molecular function (GO): prostaglandin-E synthase activity
Source: RefSeq, a predicted model, not a curated record